AUGGCUCGUGUUGGUGCAGCUCGCGCCUUAUGUGAAUGUGAAGUGGCGAUCGAGUGCUUCUUCGACUGGCCGUUUGCCUGCGCCGUCAUGGGCUCGAUCCACCGCAAGCCCACUUGGAAGUUUGAGCAGUCGAUUGGUGGAUUGUUGGUGGUGUGCAACAUUUCGCCCAUGGAUUAUCCAGACACCUUCGCUGGACUGGCGCUGGCAGUGGUUGAUUCGGGAGUGGACCCGGAGACGCUCCUUCAGCUAGAGACUUGCAGUGUGUGUAGUGUCAGUGAAGCUGUGCGUGCGUUAGAGAUGAAUCGACUGCCGCCCGUGCUGUCGGCUUCGGUGCAAGCAGUGCUUACUUUGGCGUUGGGGCCAAGUGCGGUUCCGGCAGUCCUGGGGCCGCCUACAAAGAUGCGAAGGAAGGAUCUUCCAGUGGCGCAGCCGACAGCUGCGGGCUCCCUUUCAAAAGCACUGGCGUCUGCCCAGCCCGACGCAAGAGAGGCGACGAUCGAGCGCUUCAGGCGAGAUAUUUGGGCCCCGAGUAAUCAGGGCCCGCCCGCGGCCAGGUGGAGAACUUGGGCAAAGGUGUGUGAUGCGUGGGCGAUUCCCGCCCUGCCAUUGACGAUGGACAGUGUCGAGAAGGUUGCUGCCGCCCUGAAGGAGGGAGGCUACAGAUCAGCGCGUCAGUACUUUGCUUGUGCGCGUAGAGAACAGGUGCUUCAGACGAAGACAGAUGUGCCGCCAGAGGUACUGCUUAUGAUGCGCGAUGCUGUCCGCUCAUUGGAGCGUGGCGUGGGAGGCCCUGCCCUGAAGGAUGCGUUUCGCUUUGAGGAGGUGGUGUUGCCUGAACGCCGAGAUGUUUGCCUUUUCGUGUUGGGCUGUUGGUUCUUGAUGCGGGAGAUUGAAAUUGCAGCAAUGCAGAGAAAACAUUUCCCGUUGGAUCACGAGCGCCAAGAAGUGGUCCUGACAUUAGCUGCCAGCAAAUGCGACCAAAAGGGAAGCUUGGUCCUUCGUCGACAUGGUUGCUACUACGAGCAUAUUCCUGCGAGAAUGUGUCCCUUUCACCAGGCAGCGGCGUUUGAGAAGUUGUGCCCAAAGAACCCUGAAGAGCCCUUGUUUAUGAGCAGCCACGGCGGUGAGUUGUCCAAGAAGGAGACGAUCAGCGUCAUCCGAGGCAUCCUCUUUGAGAGCUCGAUGGUGUUGAAGCGUGCAGGAGCUCGAGGACAAGGAUCCUUGGAGAGAUUUCGCGGCCACGUGUUGCGAGCGGCUCGUUCCCCUUCCCACGAUCAUGUUGCUGGGUCGCUGGGGAUCCCGCGCUGUGGAGCGGUAUGUGCAAGACCCGCUUUGGAAACCUUCUCGAUCAGCCAUGAAGCGGUGCCCGAAUCACAGAAGAUGCGUGAGGGUGACGUGAAGCAAGCUCAGCAUGUUGUGGUGCUCACGGAGAAGAUCGAGGUCUUGGCAGCGAAGUUGGAAGCGUUGCAAAGUCGCCCUCCUCUAGUCGUGGGGAAGCGAGCGCACGCGCGGGACCCGCGCGAAAUGGACAAGCUUCCGCAGGUGAAGAUCAUGAGGCCGCCCGUUGCCUCCGAUGCUUCCCUCAAACAGCGGGCUCUGUGGACGAGUCCAGAGCUUCGUCGGCUAGCGAAUCGGAGGAUUCCGGUUCUGAGACAGAGUCCUCUUCUGAGUCGAGGCGUGCCUCAUGAUUGCGACCAACAGCGUGGGAUGCAUGUGGAGCUGGUAAUGUUACAGAGUCUCUUUCAAGCAAUGGCCGAGGCGUUGGCGUCAUUCAAACAAGCAAUGGCUGAAGCGGGCUUGCCGGACAACAUACAGAAGUACAUCCUGAGCCGAGACAUCAAGUCGGUCGUGGUGAUGGCGUCUAUGGCAGGCAAGUUGGAGGACGUGGACACCGUCUUGGCGGCGCCGCUAGAAUCCGAGUUCAAGCUUCCGGGUGGAGCUGCCAUCAAGUUGUCACAGCUCGAAUUCCCUGUGGUGAAGGCCAAACUCCGUUACCUGUGGCGCAAAUGCCACAAAGAAAGCAGUGAUCCUGAGCCCGCGCCUGCGACAGCAGCAGCAACCACAGCAACAACAAUGCCAUCCUCGAAGUCGUCACCCAAGGAACUGCCAAGCGGCUAUUGGCAGCAACAAGUUGCGAAGUAUGAGACCAUGAAGAUCGGAAGUGAUGCCCGGCGAUUCCCGCAGGAAUUGCUUAUUGGCGCGGAAGCAGUUGUUGCCCACGCGGUCCAUGAGAUGCGUGCCGAGAAUCACACGGCCAUUGGACUACAUGAGGUAGUGCAAGCCCGGUUCUUCGAGGCGUCUGGCAAGCCCAACCCGUUGUGUCCUGCCAAACAGAAGAGCAAGUCGCAGUCCGCGGUGCUGACGAUCAAUUCCGACUUUCAGAUCGAGACCGAGGCGGACGCGCCUUGGCAGCCUCGCAGUGUGUUGCAGUUCUUGGAUUGCUUGGAGUCCAUCCGCGUCCUCAUGAUACUCGUGGAAAUGGGCAGUUUUCUAGGUACUUCGACUGGUUCGAGAAGCAAGUGCGCCACCAAGCUAGCUAGAGCAACUGCGGUUGUUUUGGGAGAAGACCUCGUGGCGGAUUGCUUUGGCGAGAUCAUCCUUGACAACCAGGAGCUCCAGGACGCCCUUUCCAGGGAGGUUGUUCUUGUUGAUCGUGCUGGGCGUCAACAGCGCUACCGGAAUGAAUGGCAUGAUGCAGACCGCUUCGGCAAGGGCAAAGGCAAGUCCAAAACGAAGAGUCGUGCCGGCAAGGGUCAUUGGGACGACUGUCGCUGGGAGAAGCCAGGAAAGCGCCAUGAAGGAUGGCGCUAUGAGGGAUGGCGCCAUGGCCCGUACACCCAGUGUCAGGGCAAGUGGUUGUUGAGUUUUUGGAGUGGUUCUCCUUGA
Symbiodinium natans is the source of this 2886-nucleotide messenger RNA. NCBI's taxonomy places the organism in Eukaryota, Dinophyceae, Suessiales, Symbiodiniaceae. The record is from the annotation of a GenBank genome assembly.